GCGGCGCCGCUUCCGCGGCAGGCGCGCGGCGGCCGGCGGCGCGACGGCGACGGCGCCCUCCUCCGAGAAGCCCGACUGCCGAGAAGCCGCGAGGUCCGCGCGCGCCGAGUCCCCGGGAGCCUCGUCGUCGGACGAGAACUCCGCGCCGGCGAACUCGUCUCCACCAGCAAAGUCGUCGACCACAACAGCGGCGCCGCGCAGCCCGCGCCGCCGCCGCCGUAUCAUGCCGACGUCGAACGGCGCGCGGACCUCGCGGACGUGCGCCACGCAGCGGAACGCGUUCGUGGAAACGGGCGCCGCCGACGCCGGGCGGCAGCCUCUACAAAAACCCCGCGGGCAGCGCACGCAGCGCACGGCGUCGCCGUCCCGGUCGUCGAGCACGCGCCCGCACGCGCCGCACGCGUGCGCGCCGCACGUCCAGUCUUCAUUACUUGGUUUGCAUUUUGUGCAGAGGACGCGCGCGCAGCCCGGCGCGGCGCACUUUAUGGUCUCCUCGACGGGCUGGUAGACCUGGCAGGACGCGCAUCUAGCUGCAUUGACGGCGCACGGGGCGCACGUCCAUCUUAUUUGAUCGGCGGCCGCGCCGACGCAGGCCGCGUGGAAGUCAUUAUGGCACCUUGUACAGCGGACGCUUGCCUCGCCGACGCAGGAGACCUCGCACUCGGGGCAGAUGCCGGCGACCAUGACGCGGCGAUUUGCGCGCGGCGGCGACGCGCUACGGCUGUCUGCCCCCUGUUAGAGGGUGCUUGCAAAUUCCUGCGGCUGGCGUCUGCGAGCGCAAGGAAUGGCCUCUGUAGACAAGUUGUGGCGUUGCGCUUCGUCUGCGCUCGCUCACGCGAGCGAUCUGGCUUGACGCGCGGCGCGGCGCGGAGAUGCCCCGGCUGGGAUGCCUAG
Molecule: messenger RNA, 894 nt
Organism: Pelagomonas calceolata
Lineage: Eukaryota; Pelagophyceae; Pelagomonadales; Pelagomonadaceae
Source: the annotation of a GenBank genome assembly